Messenger RNA from Lotus japonicus, 993 nucleotides. Its product is annotated as transcription factor MYB114-like. Gene Ontology annotation, cellular component: nucleus. The record is from RefSeq and is a predicted model, not a curated record. Gene Ontology annotation, biological process: cell differentiation. Bases 131 to 724 code for a protein of 197 amino acids. NCBI's taxonomy places the organism in Eukaryota, Viridiplantae, Streptophyta, Magnoliopsida, Fabales, Fabaceae. Gene Ontology annotation, molecular function: transcription cis-regulatory region binding. The transcript has 3 exons.
UGGUUGGCACUGCCCAUUUUGUCGAACCUUCCUUAUGAAUGGUAGAUGCGUGGACUCACCGAUACUCUCAUAUAUAAUGCCACCUAUCCCCAGGUAAGGGACACAGCCACACACUAUAAGCCUCACUCUCAUGGCACCCAAAAAUGCCAGUGGACCAGCUAAGAAAGCAAUGAACAGAGGAGUCUGGACCCAAGAGGAAGAUCAAAAGCUAGCCCAAUGCAUUGAAGCUCAUGGUGCAAAGAAGUGGAAAACUAUUGCAGUGAAAUCAGGUCUAAAUAGGUGUGGGAAGAGUUGCAGAUUGAGAUGGUUGAACUACCUGAGACCCAAUAUCAAGAGAGGGAACAUAUCAGAUGAAGAAGAGGAUUUGAUUCUUAGGCUUCACAAACUUCUGGGAAACAGGUGGUCUUUAAUAGCUGGGAGGCUUCCAGGGCGAACAGACAAUGAAAUUAAGAACUAUUGGAAUUCUCAUUUGUGCAAAAAACUCAAUCAAGAAGCAGAAAAACCAGAAACUUCCACGGCGCAAGAAACCAUCGUCCAGAACCAGUUUACUGAGGACAGUGCCAUGUUACAGAACAAGGAUGUGGUUAAUGGAAGUGGUAGCUCAGAUGAUAGCUUUGACCUGGACGAAUUCUUUAACUUUUCAUCUGGAGAAACCUUCGAGUUUGACUGGAUUAAUAAGUACUUAGAACUUGAUCAGGUUUCUGAAAGCACACAAAGGAUCUGAAUCAGCAUUAUUCUAGAGAAAAAGAUCGCAAUGAAGUGGAAUAUUUUGUAAGAUAGAAAACAAACAAAGGUUGCUAUAAGUUACAUGAUCUCAAUGUCUAAGGAGUUUUUUCUCAGUUCUGUUCUAACUAGUCAUUUGAUUUGUGAUUUGAAAAUGAUGGUUGUUGUUGAAAUAAAUAUGUAAUUAAUUGGAGUGCCAAAUUACCAAAUUAUAUAUAGUGGGCCAUAAGUGUGAUUAUUUUGGAGAGUAAUGGCACCAUUUUCUUCUCA